AUGCCUCCUCUUAACAAGGGCGUCGCCACCUACCACUGCAUCCAGGGGAUGUACUGGAGGAACACCGCUGGCGAACUUCUAGCCCUCGAGGGUAACAACUCCAAGCCACUGCCAGAAGUAUGGUCGCAAUUGAGUGAAGUCAUUCGCUCUGCUGCUGAAGGGUCAUGGAGUCGACUCCAGCUCCCCUCUGGGAAGGAGAUCAAGACUCUCCAAAUCAUUGCCGAUAUCCCGAAUCUUUCAAACAUCCGCAACAACUUCCCCCCAUCAUAUCAGAAAGAGGACCUUUUCACAACAACCGCCGAGAUUAUGCACGACAAUGGCCUCAUACUUGGUAUGCUGACAUCGAGACCAAAGUCUCUUGCCACCAAUGGAUUUAGUAUUUGGUCUGAGCGCUUCAUCCUUCUGGAGACUGAGUUCCAGCCCUUUGCCACCAUUUCAGAUGCCAGCACUCCCUGGGCGAUUAAGGAACGCGACAUUUGCAACACAAUCGCCGAGAUCUUCGAGCGUAAGCUGAAGAAUCUUUCCAAAGAUGAUCAGUGGGAAGUUUGCGGACGUCAGAGUUUUUUGAACCGUGUUUACGGCUACGUGGAGAAGAACCUACCCAUCCAACUCGCCCUACCUGCCUUCCCUUGCAAGUCGCCCAACCCCAAUAAAGUUGGCGGUAUUAUGCCAGAUCUUGCCGAACAUAUCGCUAUGGACGUACUCCAUGACUUCGUCAAGGAAGUGAACGCGGUAUACGAGCCCGGUGCGACGAUGUGGGUCAUCAACGACGGCCACGUCUUCUCAGACUGCAUUGGAGUCGACGAUGAGAUGAUUGAUACAUACGACGCCUGCAUGGCCGCGAUCUACGCACAGCGGUUUCCCGAGGAUAUUGGCCCUGUUCCUUCCAUCAAAUUCAAGGGACUCAAGAACAUCUUCGCAGCGGACCACGAUGGCUUCCAAGGCUUGUCGAAGAUGCUCUCUGGCUCACACAAGAUGCCACACCCUGUCAAGACCCAACUCACUGGCGAUGCCGAACUGUGCAGAAAGCUCAUGCUUGGUAUCGGUGGUCCCGACCGUGCUUACAUCCGCUCACUCAUCGAGCAACAAGAGCCUGACGCUCUGCAGCUCUACCGCGGUCAGACGCGAUUCAUGUUGGAGGAUCUUGCAGAUAUCCCGUCAGUCAAGUCCCUCAGCGGCAAGCAGAAGAAGAAGACAGCGGCUCUCGUCGCAGAAGAGAUGAUGUCCCGCAACCAGGCAUACUCCAACUUGACGGAACUUCUCCUUCCCAACUACGUCCGCCUCUCCAUCCACGCCCACAACAACAAGGGUCCCAAGUUCGCUAUCCGUCUCUUGCCCAAACACAUGGUGAGGGCGAUCGAUGAUCUUGAGAACCGUUUCGAGCCCGUUCCUGCAUACGAAUUCCAAAUCCCGACCCCAUGGCACAACUGCUGCAUCAAGGUUGAGGGUGAUGAUCUCAUCUACCUUGCUCGCUCGCAGGUUGCUAAGAAGGCUUUGGCAGGCUCAGACUUCGUGGGCUCCUGGGUCGACGGUGCUGAUGGAUCCUACUACAGCUUGAAGCGAACCUCGGGUCCUGCAACCACACAGGCUCCGAUCGACCUCCCCAAACUCGCCAUUCCCAAGCUCACGCGUGUUGGCACCCAGAAGGUCACUGUCAUGGAUGACAAGAAGCGCUCGAUCGUCCUCGUCACUCCGAUUAUGGAGGAGAUGCAGUCGCCUGUCAUCAUCUGCUCACCUAUGGUCGGAAAGAAGAAUCCAAUCGUAGUCAAUGCUGGCCAGGACGGCCAGAGGCCGAUCGUCAUUUCAGGAUCCAAGAAGAACUUCAACAUGGUCCGCUCCCCUACUCUCGGCCUCCAGCGAACAAAGACUUCCGUUGCCGUUAUGGGAGAGAAGCAAAGCCCUACCGUUACUGUUUCGCCACUCAAGCGCCAGGACACACAUUUCGUUCAAGCUUCGGAGAAGAACAAGCUGCGCUUCCUUGUCCCCAUGGCUACUUUCUUGCGAUCAAUGCGAAGCUCGCAAAACGCGCCAGAGCCUGCCUCUCCCCAACUCGCCUCUCCCUUAGAAGUCAAGGCUUGA
Dothidotthia symphoricarpi CBS 119687 is the source of this 2079-nucleotide messenger RNA. RefSeq lists its product as uncharacterized. NCBI's taxonomy places the organism in Eukaryota, Fungi, Ascomycota, Dothideomycetes, Pleosporales, Dothidotthiaceae. The transcript has 2 exons. Bases 1 to 2079 code for a protein of 692 amino acids. The record is from RefSeq and is a predicted model, not a curated record.